Molecule: messenger RNA, 1023 nt
Organism: Fusarium mangiferae
Lineage: Eukaryota; Fungi; Ascomycota; Sordariomycetes; Hypocreales; Nectriaceae
Exons: 1
Coding region: 1-1023 (340 amino acids)
Source: RefSeq, a predicted model, not a curated record
AUGAAGUCAUCCAAUAUUAUUUUUCCCAAACAGGGUCAGGUGCAACUAGCCCUUGAAGAUGUCCCCGACCCCCAGGACGACCAAGUGCUUUGCACAGCGAUCGCCUCCUUAGUCAGCAUAGGCACGGAAUCCACUUGCCUGAAGGGAGUAUACGAGAAAGGCACAUAUUGGGAAGAAUACAUUCAAUAUCCAUUUGCGCCGGGAUACAGCAUGGUUGCUGUCGUGGCCAAGGUUGGACCGGGUGUGUCAAAAUUCAAACAAGGUGACCGUGUCACGUCGCUGGCCACCCAUGCACAGCACUUUCUUAUGAGUCAAGAUGACUUAUUCGCUGUCCCCGACGACAUCACAGAUGACGAAGCUGUCUGGACUACACUCGCUAGGACCACACAGUUGGGGGUGAGGCGAGCCCAAUUGGUCAUGGGGGAGAGCGUUUGCGUGGUGGGACUGGGCAUCCUGGGUCAACUGGUCACGCAGUAUUUGGCAUUGAGCGGCGCAAGGCAGAUCAUUGCUAUUGACCUCUCGCGAACACGACUGGAUUUAGCAAAGAGCCACGGAGCAACACACACCAUUUGCUUGCCAGUGGAGGAGGCGAUCGCUGAGGUCAAGUCGAUCACGGGUGGGAGGAUGACAGACGUCGCCUUUGACGUAACUGGUUUUCCUUCCGUUCUGGCAGGUGCUACACGACUUGUAAGGAAGCUUGGCAGGGUGGUCUUGCUUGGAGAUAGCGCAACGCCUUCUCAGCAAAACAUCGGUCCAAGGAUUGUUGGGGAUUCCAUCGCAAUAUUGGGCGUGCAUGGACUACUGUACCCUCGAGAAGAGAGCCCUUUCAACAUAUGGACGGCGGAGAACAUGAAUUCCCUGUUUUUCCACUACAUCAGGAGUAAGAAGAUGCAGGUCAUGGCGCUGUUGACUCAUCGACGAUCGCCGCAGGAUGCGGAGGAGAUUUACACAUCUUUAGUUAGGAACGACGACGUCUUGGGUGUGGUUCUUGAUUGGAGUUCUCUGAAACAAGGAGAUGUCUAG